AUGUGGUCUUCCUGUUCACCGUCUCUUCGGGAUGGUUUCAGUCCGAUUGGACCCCCCAGUGGCAAAAGUAUCAGCUGCAGUCUCAGAGCAUCGAGACUACAUGUCCGUACCGUGGGGUCAUUGGCUCCUCCUCAAACUCCUGGGAACUUUAUUGUUGUUUUUUCUGCAGAGCCCCCAGUGGGGAAGGUGACUCGCAAGGUGGUGGAUGAUAGCGUGGAGGUCCUCAUCUGCCAGGCCUUUGGCUUCCACCCCAAGGAGAUCCAGGCCACCUGGACGAGGGACGGAGAGGUCUGCCAAAAUGAGACCCUCCAAAGGAAUGUGGCCCCCAAUUCUGAUGAGACCUAUUAUGUCCAGAUCAGCAUUGAGAUCAACCCCAAGGAGAGGGACCAUUAUCAGUGUCACCUGGACCACAAGGGCUUGCCGGAACCGUUAGUGUUGACUUUCAAGGAGAAAACAGGGCGGUUGAGUCCUUGGGCGAUUAUAGCUGCCUUAAUUUUGGGAGCUGGGAUUUUCUUCCUGAUACGUUGGUGGAGGAAAAGACGCAGGACAAAUCUCUAUGGGGAAGUGACUUCCUGCUCUUAUCAGACUUCUUCACAAGGCAUUCGUGGUUCCCCUGUGUAUGGUGCAGAAGAUGAGACUCAAUCACUGUCGUUGAUGCAAACUAAAUUAACGUCAAGGCAAAAGGCAUCCUAUGGUUCUGCAUUCCGGACUCGGAGUGAUCCAGAAAUCCUGUCGUCUUGUUGCAGGCAAGAAGAAAAUCUGCCUCUAGUGUGGAAUGGGAGAGGGUGCUCUCCCAAAAGUAUAUAGCUAAUAUAGGAAUUACGAGCGGUCUCCUUUAAGAAACUACCUCAUGGGAAAUGUAACUACCUUAUGGGAAAUGUAGUCCCAUAAUAUGUGACCACAUCUGUGUUCCCUGAUUGGGCAGCGGGGUACUCUGCCCGGGAAAAGUGAUUUAUUAGGGGUGAUUCUCUGAAUAGCCUCGUUCUACCAGAAGCAGCUUUGCACCAGCAGCAUGGGUUAGAGGAAUCAAUAUCUUUUUACACUAC
Molecule: messenger RNA, 1046 nt
Organism: Thamnophis elegans (Western terrestrial garter snake)
Lineage: Eukaryota; Metazoa; Chordata; Lepidosauria; Squamata; Natricidae
Product: putative HLA class I histocompatibility antigen, alpha chain H
Exons: 4
Coding region: 1-807 (268 amino acids)
Biological process (GO): immune response
Cellular component (GO): external side of plasma membrane
Source: RefSeq, a predicted model, not a curated record